AUGUCGGAGGGUAAUGAAAAUACUAACCAAGAUAUUCUUCCUGAUGAUGAUUUAACUUUACAAUCUAUUAAAUCAACUAAAGACCAACUGAUUAGAGUAAAUCGACCAAGAGCUAUAAGAGCUUGUGAUAAUUGUAGAAGAAGAAAAAUUAAGUGUAGCGAUGUAGAUGUUCAUACUGGUAAGUGCUCCAAUUGUGUGAAAUUAGCAAUGGAUUGUACGUUCCAUCAACAUUAUAAUUCUCUUUUGAAAAAGCAAGUUAAAAGAAAAAUAAAGCAUAAGAGAGAGUCUAUUGAAGAAAUACGUUUAAGAUGUUCUUUAGAGAAAGAAGUUGUUUCCGUACCACCUAAUGGUAUUAAAAAUAAUAUUUUUCUCAAUGCACCUUCCAUCGAUGUGGGUGAUAUUCCAGUGAGUACAGGUUCUAGUGAUUCUUCCUUGUUUUUGAAUAAUAGCGUAUGUCAUAGAUUGUCAAAUUUAGAAUCAAAAAUUGGCUAUUUAACAGAUUUGGUUCAAAAAUUAACCAGCGGUAAUAAUAAUAAUAAUAGUAAUGAUAACGAUAGUGAUAAUGAUGGUGGUAAUAGUAAUAGUAAUUCUGCUGCGCAACGCACAUUCAGCGAAAAAAAAACUCCUGAGCCUUUAAAUACUAUUAAAACCUUUGGAGUCAACUGUUUUGAUAAAUCGGGUUAUAAAUUCUCCAAAGCUUAUAAUCCCCUUUCGUGUUCGUUUGUUAAUACUUUCUUAAUCGAAGAAUUGAAACAUAACAUCUAUAUUAAAAACGGGUUUCAGCCAAAUAUUAUCAAACCAUUAUAUUUAAUGAGAGAUGUCCACGCCGAAUAUUGUAUCAUUAAUUUUCUAGGUUCUAAGAUUUUGAAUUUGUUAAAUAUUUUGAACGCCAGAAAUAAAGUCACGAAUAACAAUCCGUUACAAAUGACUUUCGAAUUACCGUCUCUGAACAAAUGUAAAAGGCUAAUAGAAAUCUUUAAAAAAGAGGUCAUAUCGCAUCAAUUUAAUUUGUUUGGUGAAACAGAUGUGGAAGGACUUGCACAAGAUUAUCAUCUUGUUUUAAACAACAGAAAAAAUUUUUCCAGCACUGAGAACGUGGACACUACUAAUACGGCAUUUCAUCCAGAAUUAGUCCCUAAUUUGUUAUUAUUAAAUAUAACGCUAUGUAUUGGUGCAUAUGUGUUUCGAUGUAGAGGUUCGGAUGAUUUAUUAAUUAGAAAAGACAAAUUGAUUAUUACCUCCGAAGAAAUUCGAAAAAUAGAAAUAGAAACUUUAUACAACUCCUUCUACUACUAUAAAAUAAUAGAUUCGUCUUUCGAUAGCUGGGAAACAUUGAAGGGAAUAUUUAUGCUUUAUCAUUAUUGCAACUCCCAACUAAACGAAGACAUAUCGCAUGAAAUAUUGAUGAAAUUUCUUUAUCUUUGUGAGAAAAUGAAUUGUCAUGUAUUGAGACCAGUUCACAAAGAAUCUACAAAAUCUUUUAUGUUGAAGAAAUAUUUCUGGUUUUUAGGAUACUGUGAAAGUCUUGGUAGAUCUCUAAAAUUUAACGAAACGCCAAUCAUGUUAGCCGUUGAUGCUGAUGUGUUAACUGAUUACGCAUUUUCCAAUAUUAUUAAAGUUUGGGCCCAUUCUAUAUCGGUACCGGAUGAUGUUGUGGCUGAACUUGAGGCUUUGUCCGAUGUAGAUGAUUGUCUAAAAGUUUGUUUGAAAGAACUAAGACUUUUCCCCAUUUAUAUGUAUUAUUACAUGGCCCAACUUUAUGAUAUUGCUUCAAAUAUACACUUGAAUUUUUUUAGCGGUACUAGUUUAUUAAACAUAGAUUUUGAUUCUGUUAUCGACAAAUAUUUUAUUUUAGAAGAUCAACUGUUAAAGUGGAGAAAAAAUUUGCCGGACUUCUUAAAAAUAGAACAAUAUCGUCAGUUAAUAUCCAAUCUUUUCAAUGUUUAUUCUGAUGAACUCAACAACUUAAAAUAUACUACUUAUGUCAAGAGGAUCUUAUCCAUACAUAUAGAAUACAAUUAUUUGCAUUGCUUAUUAAAUGGAUUUAUACUACGUUUUAUAAAUGACAACAAAGGUCCAGCUUCUCUUUCACGACACGACAUUUUGAAAUUAAUUCAAAAUAGUAAAAGCUCGCUGGAAAGGCACUCUAUUAAUAAUUUAAAUGCAUUGGAACAUCUAGAUGUUAUGGAUCUCACAAACACAAAAUCGGUUUAUAGUUUCUUUUUCGCAUUUGUCACUAUAUUUUUCAUGGUUAUGGGCGAAGUUAAAGCAGAUAAAAGGGAAGAGUAUUUAUCCUUUUUAUUGAAGUCAUUCAAUACAUUGAAUUCUCAAUUUAAAAAAUACAAUCCGAAUCACUCGUACAAUGGUAUUGUUUGCUAUAUCUAUUCGUUUGUUACCAACGCCAUAAGUUUGGGCUUGAUGUUUAAUGAAUAUAAUCAAUAUAGCACCUCGAAACUCUAUGAAACUUGUAACUUUGUUGACAAGGACUUAUCAGAAGCUAGUGCCACUUUAAGGAACAUUUAUAAAAAUAAAAAACUAAAUAUUCUAAACAUAGCAAAGGAAUUGAAAGCUAUCUACCAAACAUAUUGGGAUACAAAUGCUCAUAUCGAAGGACAACUUUUCCAAGAUUUUUUUGCUGAUCUAAACGAGGAAAAUUUUGAAAGGGUUAUUUCUAUUUCAAUGAAAAAAUCAGAAAAAUGGGAAAAAUAUAAAAUUGACGAACUGGCAAAUGAGGCCUUUGUUCGUCUUGAUGAAACUAUUUUCCAAAUAGCUGCCUUAUUAGGAUUGACCAUUUGA
This is a messenger RNA of Saccharomycodes ludwigii, 2796 nucleotides long. RefSeq names its product Hal9p (gene HAL9). NCBI's taxonomy places the organism in Eukaryota, Fungi, Ascomycota, Saccharomycetes, Saccharomycodales, Saccharomycodaceae. The transcript has a single exon. The record is from RefSeq and is a predicted model, not a curated record. The coding region runs from base 1 to 2796 and encodes 931 amino acids. Gene Ontology annotation, molecular function: zinc ion binding; DNA-binding transcription factor activity, RNA polymerase II-specific. Gene Ontology annotation, biological process: regulation of DNA-templated transcription.